This is a messenger RNA of Grosmannia clavigera kw1407, 375 nucleotides long. RefSeq lists its product as uncharacterized. Bases 1 to 375 code for a protein of 124 amino acids. The record is from RefSeq and is a predicted model, not a curated record. NCBI's taxonomy places the organism in Eukaryota, Fungi, Ascomycota, Sordariomycetes, Ophiostomatales, Ophiostomataceae. The transcript is spliced from 2 exons.
AUGCAAGUACACACGGCGCUGCCACGCAACACCGCGCUACAGGCCCAGCAGGCAGCUGCACCUGUGCUGGCUAGCAGGAGGUGGGGCCCUUACAGCCGUCAUUCGGCCGCUAGCCGGCUAGAGACGCUCGUGUUCAGCAUCCUCUUCCCUGGACAUGGACAGCAGCAUUGCUUUCUCCAUCGGGGAACCCGGAGCGGGACCCCAGCUUCGGCGCCCGUCAGCACUGCUCGUGUGAUCCUCUUCUCGCCCCAGUACUCGUACGGAGCACGGAACUUGCUGGCCGGCUGCCAGAGAUCGCCUCACGGCCCACAUGCGACGCAACUCGAGGAAAUGCUUCCAUCACAUGGACGAGCCGCAGCUCCCGAGCCGAGCUGA